GCUCCUUAAGGGUCUACCGGCCCUGUACGAGCUAGUCCUACUGCAACUAUCACCAAGAAUGUCUCCAGACAACAACACACCGCAAAAUUUCCCCACCAGCCUGCAGAUGCAAAUCAGCAAGGCCCCGUUCGAGCCGCAUCCCGAGCUGCUUAUGGCCGCCAGGCACGGCGAGUGGCGGCAGCUAGAGCGUCUCCUUGGCCACAUCAAGCAGGGAUCAGCUCUCGCCGGUGACAUCGAGAUGUCAUCUGCGGUAGCCCCAGCCCAAGUGGUCACCGUCGCGCGGGACUCGCUCCUCCACGUGGUUGCCUCGAGGGGAGACGGUGAUGAGUUCCUCAAGAGCGCCUCUGUGAUCUACGGCAAGGCCAGGCACUUGCUCGACGCCCGGAACAAGAAGGGCGACACGCCCCUGCACUGCGCCGCCCGGGCUGGGUGGGCAGGGAUGGUCACCCAUCUCGUAUCUCUUGCAAGAGGAGCCGAGUAUGGCGGCAGCGAUGACAAGGUGAAGGCGUUGCUCAGAAUGCAGAACGGGCGAGGAGAGACGGUGCUGCACGAGGCGGUUCGGUUAGGCCACAGGGGCAUGAUCCGCCGGCUCAUGGCAGUGGAACCACAGCUGGCCCGUGUGCCACCGGCCGAUGGCGCGUCGCCGCUCUACUUGGCCGUCCAGAUGGGUCGCGACGACGUCGCCCGGCAGCUCCAUGAGAACGACCAGGAGCUGUCCUACUCUGGACCUGACGGCCAGAAUGCCUUACAUGCGGCUGUUCUCAAGGGCACAGAAACAACAAAAAUGUUGCUGGAAUGGAACAAGGACCUCAUCAAAGAAGCAGACCGAUCCAGUGGAAGCACGCCUCUUCACUUCGCCGCGUCAUUUGGGAAACACGAAGUGAUGAGCUUUCUGCUGGAUGCUGACCCAUCCGCGGCGUAUCAGCCAGACAGCAACGGAUCGUUUCCCAUACAUUUGGCCGCAUUCGCUGGCAGAGUGAAGGCGGUCUCCGUAUUGCUCGACGGUCGCCGUGACUGCGCCGAGCUGUGCGAUGCCAAGGGCAGGACCUUCCUCCAUGUCGCCGUCCUAGAGGAGAGCCUGUCUGUGAUCGCGUACGCUUGCAAGUUGCGGAGCCAGCAAUUUGAAGCAUCUGUCAUGAACAUGCAGGACGACGACGGCAACACCGCACUGCACUUAGCUGUUGAACUCGGGAACGUAUGGAUGUUCAAUGCUCUGAUGAAAAAUCGAUUGGUUGAGCUGAAUAUAAGAAACUACAAGGGGCAAACGCCCCUUGAUCGUUCCUGGAGCAGCGUUCCCGCAGGCGUUCAUUACGGAUGGAACGCAAGAAUCAUAAUACAUAACUUGCUACAAGAUGCCGGCGCUCAGAAUGGUACUUUCAGAUGUGACCUCUUCUACAAUGAACACGUUCCUAGGCUAGACCAAACUGAAGAGCUGCAGAAGAUCAACACGUCCACGCAGACCAUUGGCGUUGGCUCGGUACUGAUCGCGACGGUUGCGUUUACUGCAGCCUUUACGCUUCCCGGCGGCUAUCGGGCCGACGACAAUGAGAACGGUGGCUCACCGAUGCUCGCUGGGCAUUCCGCCUUCCACGUGUUCAUCAUCGCCACCACGCUGGCGUUCAUACUGUCGAGCCUAUCCAUCACCAUGCUCGUAUACGCGGGGAUUUACAACAUUGACAUACGCAGCCGCAUGAUCUGCGUCGUCAUCGCGGCGGCACUCAUGGGUGGCUCGGCUCGGAGCCUCAGCGCUGCAUUCGCGUACGGGCUGUACGUGGUGCUGGUCCCCGUUGCACGCAAGACGGCCGUGGCGUCUUUUGCGAUCACGGCUCUCGCUUUUCUGGAUGCCGUCUGGUUCACCUCCGUUGUUUUCAGCGGUGAGCGGAUGCUGCUGAAAAGGCUCGGGGUUCGGGUAUGGUGGAGGCUGCCAUUGGCGAUCCUAAGAAUGUUGCUGGGUCAGUUCUGGCCGUUCAUUGUGAUCGCCGGCGUGGUCAAGUGUCUCAAGAUCAAGAGUGUUCAUUGACUUUGAAAAUGACAUUCAGUAGGUGCGUAAGCUGGUUGUAUCGGCGCUCAUGAUCAGGUACUUUCUUGGACAGAUUUGGUUUUGUAAAUUGGGAAGCGUUUCUACCGACCCAAGUAGGCCAUUGGUUGCGUGUUUAUAUAUGGAGAGAAUUCUUUAUUUAGCCCUUUCUUAAAUUUUGCUUCCCGUUAUGGCCCCAAAAACUUUUUCCUUCCUUUCUUGACACUUAAACUUCAUUUUGUUCCCUAUGUGACACUUUCAUCCAUUUUUCCAUCCAGCUAUGUAAAAUGUUAUGUAGAAAGACAAAUUUACCCCUGGUGGUAGUAUGUCAGCAAAAAAAAAAG
Triticum aestivum (bread wheat) is the source of this 2361-nucleotide messenger RNA. Its product is annotated as ankyrin repeat-containing protein At5g02620. Gene Ontology annotation, cellular component: plasma membrane. Bases 59 to 2020 code for a protein of 653 amino acids. The record is from RefSeq and is a predicted model, not a curated record. Gene Ontology annotation, molecular function: protein binding. The transcript has 3 exons. Lineage: Eukaryota; Viridiplantae; Streptophyta; Magnoliopsida; Poales; Poaceae.